Molecule: messenger RNA, 526 nt
Organism: Miniopterus natalensis
Lineage: Eukaryota; Metazoa; Chordata; Mammalia; Chiroptera; Miniopteridae
Source: RefSeq, a predicted model, not a curated record
ACACAGAGACCAUCGGCACAGAAGAAUGGCUUUGCCACAGGUCAACCCAAGACCUGGGGACCUGAUUGAGAUUUUCCGCUUUGGCUACGCUCACUGGGCCCUCUAUGUGGGAAACGGCUACGUGGUCCAUCUGGCUCCUCCAAGUGAAAUCGCAGGAGCUGGUGCGGCCAGCAUCAUGUCCGCCCUCGCCGACAAGGCCAUAGUGAAGAAGGAGCUGCUCUGUUCUGUGGCCGGGAAGGACAAGUACCAAGUCAAUAACAAACACGACAAGAAGUAUGCGCCGCUGCCGCCCAGCAAAAUCGUCCGGCGGGCGGAGGAGCUGGUGGGGCAGGAGAUGGUCUAUAAGCUGACGAGCGACAACUGUGAGCACUUUGUGAACGAGCUGCGCUAUGGAGUCUCCCGCAGUGACCAGGUCACAGAUGCGGUGGUGGCAGUAGGCAUUUCAGCAGGCAUCAUAGGGGUGGGCCUGGUCAUCGCAGGCCUCAUUGGAUCGCUGCUGGACAGAGGCAAGCAGGAAAAGCAGUAA